AUGAGCGACGGCCAGAUCCUGCGCACGGGCGUGCUGUUCAAGAAGGGUUCGGGCACGGGCCCGUUCGGCCGCAAGAACUGGAAGCCGCGCUACUUCGUGCUGACGCCCGCGCGCCUGCAGUACUUCACGUUCGAGGACGGCGAGCUCAAGGGCGAGCUGAGCCUGCAGGGCUGCGACGAGGGCGUGCUGGAGGUCAUGCCCGCCGACAGCAUGAAGACCGGCAGCAGCGCCUCCACCAUCUGGCGCAUCGCCAUCAACGCGCCUGAGCGGCGCCUGCUCGUGGCCGCCGGCACGGAGAUGGAGAUGAACGACUGGGUGGACAAGCUCGUGCUGGCCUUCCGCAUCAACUCGGGCCAGCCCAUGCAGCGCGCGUCCAUGCCCGCGCCCGCCUCCGACAACAACAUCGCCCACGACGGCCGCGCGGCCGCCGCCUCCAUCCCCAGCGUCAACAGCAACCCGAGCAUCCGCGACUUCCAGAACUUCUCGGUGCCGCGCCGCGGCAUCAACCAGCGCCACAGCGUGGGCGCGGACGUGCGGCCCUCAGCGGAGGAGCACGAGCUGCAGAUCGCCCAGGCGGAGAGCAUGAAGCAGCAGCAGCUCGAGGAGCAGCGCAGAGCAGAGCAGGACGCCGAGAUGCGCAGGCAGUUGGCGGCCCAGCAGCAGCGAGAGCAGGAGGAGGAGCUGGCCAGGCAACAAGAGGAGGCGGCGCAUGAGGCCGCGCUCGCCGCGGCCGAGGAGCUGCAGCUCCAGGAGGAGCAGGAGAAGCGUGCGCAGAGAGAGCGCGAGAUGCAGAGGCAGAAGGAGCUUGAGAUGCAGCAGGCCAUGGAGCUGCAGCGCGCGCGGGAGGCCGAGGAAGCCGCACGGCUCCAGCAAGAGCAGGAACAGGAGGCGAUCCGGAACUCGCGGCUCGCGCACGAGCUGGCCGUGCAAGAGAAGCUCAAGCCGCAGCAGGGCGAGGAUCUGCUGGAGCUGCAGCGGCGUCAGAAACGCGAGGAGCACGCGCGCGAGCGUGCCGAGCGCGAGAAGGCGCUCAGGCUCAGGAUGCAGCAGGAGCAGGAGGAUCUCGCGUUCCGCAUGACUCAACAGAUGAACUCGCACUUCAGCGUGGACGACGAGUCGGACGACAGCGACUACGAGCCGGAAGCCUCGCCCUCCUCGCCCCUGAUCGAGUCUGGCAGCUUGGACGCGUCUGCUCACGCUCCGGCCACCGCGCCGCGCUCGUCUCUGGUCGGCGACGCGAAGCGUGAGAUGAUCCAGAAGCAGCAGCAGGAGCACCAGCGGCGCCGCGAGGCCGCGCUCAAGCAGGAGCAGCGCGAGCGUGACGCCGAGUGGCGCCAGCAGCAGGUAGAGAUGGAGCAGCAGCGCGCCAAGAUGGCGGCCUUGAACGUGCGCGAGGCCCCGCGAGAGGUGGAAGUGGCCCCGCGCGAGAUCGAGGUGGUGCGGCGGGCGCCCGUGAAGAAACCGACCCCCAUGGAGAGCUUCGAGUUUUGAGGAGGCUACCACGUACUACACAGAGUAUUGACAGACGCAUGGCGUGGAUUAAGGUAAUUGAAGGGGAAGGAAGGAAGGCAAGUAGGCUAUGUCGUUGAACACAGAUCGUUAGGUAUGAACCACACC
This is a messenger RNA of Phytophthora sojae, 1617 nucleotides long. RefSeq lists its product as hypothetical. Bases 1 to 1491 code for a protein of 496 amino acids. NCBI's taxonomy places the organism in Eukaryota, Oomycota, Peronosporomycetes, Peronosporales, Peronosporaceae. The record is from RefSeq and is a predicted model, not a curated record. The transcript has 2 exons.